Molecule: messenger RNA, 986 nt
Organism: Neurospora tetraspora
Lineage: Eukaryota; Fungi; Ascomycota; Sordariomycetes; Sordariales; Sordariaceae
Exons: 2
Coding region: 253-915 (220 amino acids)
Source: RefSeq, a predicted model, not a curated record
AUCUUCCCUUCCAGAGACAGUCUUCCAUCCGUCUCCAUCGAACCGUUGAGCUGUUCGUUUCUUUUCUUCCUUUUCGUUUCUCUGGGUUCCUUUUUGCGGGUCAUAUCCUUCCAUCAACUAACCUUCCCCCCUAUCCCUUCGUCUUCAAGCCAAGGAGAGAGCAGAGCUCUAUAUACGGACAAACAACAACAGUCUAUAUACCCUUUAAGCUAAACUUCAUAUCGGUCAACUCCAUCUUCAAAGACUUUCACCAUGUCGUCCGAAAAAGCGCCGUCUACCUCCGACCUCUUCGAGGUUGCCUCGCAAGAUAAGCACCUGCAGAACAAGCUACGCAUCGUCCGUAUCCUGGACAGCGUCCAAACGGCCAUCACUCUCCUGGGCCUCCUAAUGGGCCUCACCGUCCUCGGUGUCUCCGCCAACACACUCUCUGUUUACAACUACACCAAGCCUCUACCGGGAUCUUUCCUCUCCCUCUGGCCUCAGGAGUUCAACAUCCAACCAGCCGUGGCCCUAGUUGCCUGCAGCGCCAUCAUCACUGUCCUCCACAUGGUUGCUUUGGUUUUUGCCAAGGUGCAAUUUCUCCGCACAGCCUCAAUCGUCCAAGUCUCUCUAUCCUUCGCCCUUCCCUUCAUCUCCCUCGUCGCCGCUCUCAUCGCCGUCAUAUUCUUCUACUCCGUCAACGCCUCCGACUCCGUCGACACCUUCUUGUCCUGGACCUGCCGGUGGCGGGCGGUUCCCAUGUGGACGCAGCCUAACUGGGGGACUCUGUGCAAGCAGAGCAAGGCGGGUAUCUACCUGUCCAUCCUGCUGAUCCCCGUGGAAGCGGGUGCGCUGGCGUUGAGCGGGUGGUUGCUCAAGGAGAGGAACUAUGUGGAGAGAUAUGUUAAUGCUAGGAAGAGUCCUGCUCUCUCUUAGGAGAGUUGUGUUGGAUAACAGAGAGGAUGGAAGGUAAAAGGUUGACGAUGUUGAUGAAUGGUACUGUAAUA